AUGGACUACCAGACCGGUGCUCGUGGCUGCUUUAACUGUAAGUUUCCUCCUUCUCUGCCCCGCUUCCGCUUGAAGGCUCUGCAGGCUCCCACAACCUGCUGGGAAUGGCCCUUCGGCUUCAGCGACAAGCGCGAGGCCACUCCAUGGCUCUCAAAUCUUCCUCCGUCGCGAUCGCGACUGCAUCCCCCGAAAUGCUCCUUGCCCGCCAAGGAGAAGUCCUGCUACCGCUGCGGCGAGACGGGCCACAUCUCUCGUGACUGCACCCAGGCUGGUGGCGACAGCUACGGUAGCGGUGGCCAGGGUGGCCAAGGUGGCGGCCAGGAAUGCUACAAGUGCGGUCAGGUCGGACACAUUGCGCGCAACUGCAGCCAGAACUACGGUGGCUACGGCGGCGGCAGCGGCGGCGGCUUCGGUGGUGGCCGUGCGCAGACUUGCUACUCGUGCGGUGGAUUCGGCCACAUGGCUCGUGAUUGCACUCACGGCCAGAAGUGCUACAACUGCGGCGAGGUUGGCCAUCUCUCUCGUGACUGCCCUACCGAGGCCCGGGGUGAGCGCGUCUGCUACAAGUGCAAGCAGCCCGGCCACGUCCAGGCUGCCUGCCCGAACUAG
Molecule: messenger RNA, 609 nt
Organism: Penicillium lagena
Lineage: Eukaryota; Fungi; Ascomycota; Eurotiomycetes; Eurotiales; Aspergillaceae
Exons: 3
Coding region: 1-609 (202 amino acids)
Biological process (GO): positive regulation of cytoplasmic translation
Cellular component (GO): cytoplasm
Molecular function (GO): single-stranded RNA binding; zinc ion binding; translation regulator activity
Source: RefSeq, a predicted model, not a curated record